AGAUACCCAAAUCGUGAAUGAAUACUACUGUUAAUUUACAUCGAGCAUUCUCCGUUACCAAUCCCACACCUGUUUGAGGAUCGCGCGAGACAGGAAUAGCAUAUGCCCACACUUAAGGCCUAUCACGAGGAGCCAUGACGAUCAAAGCGCAAACCCCGAGUUUUGAUGCAAUCAUCGCGCGCAGAGGCUGUGUGGGUUUUCAGGCUGUUCAUUCGAUCGGCGCGCGCAGCCACGUGCCACUAGCCGAUGUGGUGGCUGUGUGUCCGUGGGUGGCCUCACGCGAAGCGCGUUUGAACUUCGUGAGUCGAAAAUUAAAUGUCGUACAUCCCACUCGUAUCGCGGUGAACAAAGACUCUACGACGUGUCAAAUUCAUCUAGAUCGGUCGCGAUUCCGUUGCUUAUCAGCAUACAUCAUUGUUUCUCCCUUACAAGCUCAUCUGUUCAUACAUCAUCCAUCCUACAGGGGGUCUCGUUUAGCACCUACCACCGACUACCAAAUUCACCCAAACCCUGAGCCAAUCUCACCAAUCCCAUCCAAGAUGAAUUACGCCCCAGUCGAAGCCAAUACGGAAGAGUUCACAACUGAGCAUAAUGAACCAAAAGACUGCUGUACACGAUGUAUUCAGCGGCUCGACUGCACAUUAGCAGGACCUUGGUGCAUCGAAGCCAUCAUUGCUUGUUUUGCCAGUAUGGGAGAUUGCUUGGGCGAUUGUUGUAGUAGUUGUGGGGACUGUUGUGGAGAUUGCUGUACCGAAUGUAUCAAGGUUUGUACCCCAUGAGAGUUGUCAAAAAGGAGGGGGAAGAGUGGGGAGGGGUCUUCAUGGGUUC
This is a messenger RNA of Alternaria alternata, 828 nucleotides long. RefSeq lists its product as hypothetical. NCBI's taxonomy places the organism in Eukaryota, Fungi, Ascomycota, Dothideomycetes, Pleosporales, Pleosporaceae. The coding region runs from base 135 to 779 and encodes 214 amino acids. The record is from RefSeq and is a predicted model, not a curated record. The transcript has a single exon.